AUGCCACGUAAGCUACGUAAGAAUAUACGUAAGAGGAAGGGAGCAUUGAAACAUCCAAUAGUAAAACUGACACCACAACAACAGUUGCAACAACAAAUGAUGAAUGACCCCACUAUGUUGCAACAAAUGUCAAGCAACCCUAUGCUUUUAAACCGAGUUAUUGGUGCACAGAGUGGAGGUUUAAGAGCGGCACUUUUAGCGAAAAUGGCAGGCUAUGGUGGAGCUGCAGACGGAACAGCUUAUAACCCUCAAAGUCAAAUGAAUUUGAGUUCACUCAAAAAUCAAAUAACAGAUGUCAAAAAGUCAAACAUAGACAUACAGAAACAAAUAA
Trichomonas vaginalis G3 is the source of this 331-nucleotide messenger RNA. Its product is annotated as protein of unknown function, DUF4106 family. The transcript has a single exon. The record is from RefSeq and is a predicted model, not a curated record. The annotation marks the transcript as partial. Lineage: Eukaryota; Parabasalia; Trichomonadida; Trichomonadidae.